This is a messenger RNA of Menidia menidia (Atlantic silverside), 1545 nucleotides long. NCBI's taxonomy places the organism in Eukaryota, Metazoa, Chordata, Actinopteri, Atheriniformes, Atherinopsidae. The record is from the annotation of a GenBank genome assembly.
CCAUUAUUUCCACACCCUAUGGGCGACAGGGAGCGUCUGCCGAGAAAUUAUUCGGUGGAGUUGCUUCCUAUCCACUGGAAUAUUUGUUGGUAUCAGUAUUUAUCUGUAUAAACGUAUAUGCAGAAAUAUUAGCGGUUGCAUCUGUAUUUAUUGAAGAGGAGGUUACAUUUAGCUUUUGAAAUAAAGGGAGUUGAACGCUAAAUCACGAUGGCCCGGCCCGUUUUCCCUCAUGGAUUCUGAGCGGGAGAUCCUGGCCAAGGAGUACAUCAAGAUGAUGACCGAUAUGAUCCUGCUGUGUGCCACCUUGGCACUGUCGCUCUUCUUCUGGGUCCUGUCCCUCACCAUGAGUGCCGUCUCAGGGAACCUGCAGCCGGUGUCGCCGUGGCGAUGGUUGUUCUCCAUCCUGGUCCCCGUCAUGCUGACCCUGCGGGCCCUGAAGAGACGCAGCCUGGACAAAUCAGGAGCCCUCGGAGCUCUGCUGGUGGGAUUCGUCCUGACCAUGGCCAACUUCAGCUUCUUCUCCUCCCUGCUGGCCUUCUUCCUCACCUCCUCCAAACUGACCCGCUGGGGUGGGGCAAAGAAGAAGAAAAUAGACGCCGAGUACAAAGAAGGGGGCCAGAGGAACUGGGUUCAGGUCUUCUGUAACGGGGGCGUUCCCACCGAGGUGGCUCUGCUCUACAUGAUCGAGGUGGGGCCCGGCGAGAUCCCCAUCGACUUCGGAACUAAUGGAGGCGUCACCCCCGUCGGAUUGGUGGCCAGCUUCCUGGGCGGGGCGGCGGUGGGCGGGGCUUACUUUGCGACCCAGGUCCUGCUGAUCAGCGAGCUCCACCUGGCCGACCCCCAGUGGCCCCUGGUCCUGUACGGGGGGGCGGCCGGCCUGCUGGGGUCCCUGCUGGACUCCUUCCUGGGGGCCCACAUGCAGUACUCAGGCUUCGACUCGAGCAUCGGGAAAGUGGUCAGCUACGAGUCGGCCACCACCCAGCGGAUCUGCGGGAAGCCCAUCCUGGACAACAACGCGGUCAACCUCUUCUCCUCCGUCCUCAUCGCCCUCUUCCUCCCCGGGAUGGCGUGGGGCAUGUGGCCGCGUUAGGGGGGGGGCACCCCGGAGGCCACGGCUGACCCGACACGCCCCCCCCAUGAGUCCGGCCACAGAGGCACGGCUGACCCCUGCCCGACGGGGUCCGGUCACCAGAAAGAGGAAAGAGCCCGACUGACCGCAGCUCUGACGGCACCAGACCUCCACCUGAAGAUGAUGAUCACUAAACCCCAGCACUACGCUCACAAAGUCUUAAUUUAGAGGAAGACGUGCUCGAUUUGGUAAAGUUUUUUGCGUCAGUGAGCCUAAUGACCAGCUGCAGUAUUUUCAGCCUGUAAUUUAUUAACCGCUUUUUAAAUGAGGCCCAUUGGUGGAAUAAACUUUUUCAAUUCUUUCUAAAUCUGGUUCUUCAUUCAAGCAUUUCACGAGUUCUUUGGUAGAGAAUUCCUGAAAUUAAAUAGCCAGAUUCUACUCUUAAAAUAGGAGCUUGUUUUAUUGAAAAGGGAGAG